Molecule: messenger RNA, 1041 nt
Organism: Rotaria sordida
Lineage: Eukaryota; Metazoa; Rotifera; Eurotatoria; Philodinida; Philodinidae
Source: the annotation of a GenBank genome assembly
AUGGUUUCUGAUUUUUUGGUUAUGCACGAGUCUGGUCUUUUCUUUCAACUUAAUCCCGCCGAAUAUGAUAAGGCGUUAAAAAAAUAUCCUGAAUUAAAUAAUGCACAAGAUAUUGAUUAUAUUGAACGUUCAGCAAGUGCAUCAAUCGAUGUUGGUUCUGAUGCCUAUUUUGAUAAUUCGACUAUAUUAGCACAAUUCGAGCGAUUAUUUAAAUUAUUAGAGUUUAAAGAAUGUUUUAAGAAUAAUAACAUUGAAAUUCUAGUGGAUAAUGCUCGUACACAUUCUGCUCGUGCUUAUAGUUUAUUAGAUUUUGGUAAGGGCAUCUCAACACGAUGUCCUGUUAAUUAUCUAGAAUGGAUUGAUGAUACUGGCGCUACUCAAUCAUUGUCGUGUUAUUUUCAGCACGAUUCUAAUAAAGGAAAAUCAAAAGGUUUAUUUGAAAUUGCUAUUGAACUGAAAUAUUAUCCACCACCAGGAAUAAAAUUAAAUGAAUUACGUCAGUUGCUUUCCCAUUAUCCAGCUUUCCAGAAUGUAAUCUUUUUUUGGUAGUCUAAAAUGUCGCUAUGCUUUUAGCUUUUUCUAUCCUAGAUUUCACGUUUAGAACAACUGGGAAAAAAAUAUAAUGUAUCGAUUCGAUUCUGUCCUAAGUUCCAUUGUGAACUCAAUGCUAUAGAGGGCUGUUGGGCUCACAUGAAACAAUUUAUUAGAAAGAAAACAGAUCAAAAUUACAAUACUCUCUUAAUGUUGAUGAAAGAGUCACGAACCAAUUUUCAGCACCAAAAGGUUCAUCUUAAACUUUUUCGACGAUUCUGGCAUACUAUAGAAGCGUACGAACAAGGAAAAACAUAUCAUGAAGUAUUGCAACAAUUUUUCGAUAAUAGUUGUACAGGAACAGUUAAAUCUCAUCGUAGAAUUACAAACAGUGGUUUAAAAUCUUAAACUAGCAGGAUGUUUGUUCACUCUUGUUUAUUCUUUUCACUUGUUUUUUUUUUGUAAAUUAUAAUGUAGGCUACUGUUUUUAACGAUCUUAAAUGAUAUUAA